This is a messenger RNA of Raphanus sativus (radish), 551 nucleotides long. RefSeq names its product dolichol-phosphate mannose synthase subunit 2. Gene Ontology annotation, cellular component: dolichol-phosphate-mannose synthase complex; endoplasmic reticulum membrane. Gene Ontology annotation, molecular function: enzyme regulator activity. The record is from RefSeq and is a predicted model, not a curated record. NCBI's taxonomy places the organism in Eukaryota, Viridiplantae, Streptophyta, Magnoliopsida, Brassicales, Brassicaceae. Gene Ontology annotation, biological process: GPI anchor biosynthetic process. The transcript is spliced from 4 exons. The coding region runs from base 150 to 392 and encodes 80 amino acids.
ACUCAUAUCAAUCGUGAUUUCGCAAUUCGCAUCUCCCUCGCCUCCGAAAAACGACUUGUCUGGCGUUGGGCGAUAUGGUACGGAGGCUGUGGUAAUUUUGAGGAGAUUAAAAAAAGCUCUUAUCCCAAUCAGGUAUUGAACGUGGCUAAAUGGAGUUAGCGGAUCGAGCAGUGGGGCUUCUGUUAUCUUCAAUCAGCUUAUCCAUAUUCACCUACUAUACUUUCUGGGUCAUCAUCCUCCCAUUUGUAGAUAGUGAUCACUUCAUCCACAAGUACUUCUUGCCCCAAGACUAUGCCAUUCUCGUACCUGUCUUUGCCGGCGUGACUCUCCUCUCUCUCCUUUCCGUGUUCAUCGGCAUGGUCAUGCUCAAAUCCAAAAAGAAGAAGGCUUGAUUUUUCGACCUUAGCUUCAAUAAUAGUUCAGUUCGUGGUUCCUUAACGUUGUUCUUACUUUUUGUUAAACCUUAUAUCAUAUGUCUAUUGAGAGGUUUACGUUAAAACCUUAAAUGGCGUCAAGUGAUUUAAUGGGAAAAAAAUAAAACUUACAAUUCA